ACAGACCAAGAGGACAUUUUGUGGAGACAUUCACGUCCCCCUCGAAGAUUUAACUCAGGAAGUCAAUCUAAAAAGGGAAACAGCACAGUCGCCCCCUGAUCGGAAGCAGAGACAGAGUCUUCGCCUGCUGACAGAGAAAGGACGCAGAAUGUCUGUACUGGAAUUAAUCCUCAUGUUUGUGCUUCAGUUUGAAGGAAUCAGUGGACAGCUCAGUCUCUACCACAGACCUGGACAUGAUGUUACUCUGCCAUGUGACAGGGCAUCAUCAGCUAACUCACCAUGCUCCAAUAUUACCUGGUUAUACAACAGAGUACAGCCACAGACUUUCUCUGAGGUUAAGAAUGGAAAUGUUGAUCAGAGCUCAGUUCGAGCUGCCAGGCUGAGUCUGGACACUCGCUGCUCUCUGCUCAUCAGCAACAUCACUGCUGAAGAUGCUGGUUUCUACAACUGUCGGCUGAGGGAGGGCACUGUCCAUGAUUCAUCUGUGAAUCUAAAUAUUUUAACUGUCUCUCCAUCUCCACCAGAUGCUGAUCUAACCAGAGAUGGUGAAGUGACAUUAGAGUGCUCUCUGUUCAGAUACAGCGACUCUGAUCCUUGUGUAAGGCAAGGACUUCGCUGGGUGAAUGAGACAGGAGCUGAGCUGCGCAGUGUCAGAGACACGGUUACCAGUCAGAUGAAGUGUGUCUCUGUUCUGACUGUGAAGCUUCAGAGUUUUCACAACAGAAGAUUCACCUGCCAGUUUGUUGAUGAGAAAAACAAAAUACUGAUAGAAGCUGACUACACAGUCAUCUUUACAGAACCAGGUUCCACGGAUCGGACCACAGAUUCCUCCUACGUCAUCGUUGGUGCAGUGGUCGGGCUCGUGGUUCUGCUCAUCGUCCUUGUUGCUGUUUUCAUCAAAUGCAGGAAAAGAACCAAAGUGACAGAAGGUGUUCAAAAACCAGUUCACACCUCUACUGUCAGUCAGGAUGAGCCGGAGAGCGACCUGACCUACGUCACAGUUAGCCAUGCUAAUCAAAGGGCCUCUGUUCAGAAACAGGUGAGAGAGGAGGAGAAUGUGACUUAUGCUGCAGUCAAGACUCCGGUGGAGUAGGUGAAUCCCAGCAGCCUCUGCAGCUACGUCAGCACAGACAGAUAAACCAGAGGAUGUGAGGUCACACGUAAAGCCGGCGUGUUCAUCAGAGCCGAGUGUUUUCUGCCUGGCAACCUGGCCUGCCUCAGUGUUUCUAUCAAAUAUCAUGGAGCUUAGAGUUUGUGCUGGACUUGCUUUGCUCAGCUUUAAGGUGGUUCUUGUGUUAAACAGCACACUGUGUCUUUGCUGGUGAGCAAACAGAGCAUUACAGUCCAACUGUGGACCCAAGUUAUUGUUUUUCUUUUGCUACCCUGGAGUUUUCAUUUGUUUUUGGAGCUGUGACAGGGUUUUCUCCUCCGUUGUCUAUGUUUAGCUUGUGUAUAAAACAGAAGUGAGUCACUUGA
This is a messenger RNA of Toxotes jaculatrix (banded archerfish), 1476 nucleotides long. RefSeq lists its product as uncharacterized. Gene Ontology annotation, biological process: positive regulation of ERK1 and ERK2 cascade; T cell activation; interleukin-15-mediated signaling pathway. Lineage: Eukaryota; Metazoa; Chordata; Actinopteri; Toxotidae. The transcript has 8 exons. Bases 149 to 1093 code for a protein of 314 amino acids. Gene Ontology annotation, cellular component: membrane raft; external side of plasma membrane. The record is from RefSeq and is a predicted model, not a curated record. Gene Ontology annotation, molecular function: protein tyrosine kinase binding; MHC class II protein binding.